Hydra vulgaris (swiftwater hydra) is the source of this 3682-nucleotide messenger RNA. The record is from RefSeq and is a predicted model, not a curated record. NCBI's taxonomy places the organism in Eukaryota, Metazoa, Cnidaria, Hydrozoa, Anthoathecata, Hydridae.
UUUUAUUGACUAUAUUAUAUAGUCAAUAAAAUAAUUAUACUCUAGUAGAUUUAUGAAUACUAGCAGUUUAUAUAUUCUAUAUACUGCAAGUAAACAUAUAUAUAUAAAAAUGCCUAAUCAUUCUAAUUAGCUUUGGUAGUUCUAAAACACUAGUAAUGUAAAGUUAAAGAUUUAUGACAGUAUCUCCUGACAUAAAUUAUGUCAUAAUUAACACCAGACAUAAAUACAAAAUCUUACACAAUGACCUUUUUAUUAAAUAACCAAAAAGCUUUAUUCAACUUGUUUUGUUCGUAUAUUAUGACAAAAACUGGUUUGGGAAAACUAUUGUUUUCUCAGAAAUUGAUUUACAGUUUUUUAAUCUCUUCCCCCAAAAAUGAAAACUAUUGUUUUCUCAGAAAUUGACUAUUAACUAUUGUUUUCUCAUAAAUUUUCUCAGAAAACUAUUGUUUUCUCAGAAAUUGAUUUACAGUUUUUUAAUCUCUUCCCCAAAAAAAAAAAUUGGAUGGGCAUCUUUCUUUUUUGUCAACACACAAACAAAACAGUUAUUCAUGUUGCUAGUCAAAAUGUAGCUAAUUAUUAUAAUUGUAUUGUAAACAGUAAUUGUUGUAAUUGACUAUAGCUCAUUUUAACUGAUUAAGCUUGAGAGAUUAAAAAUCUGAAUAGCCUAUUGAGAUUUUUAAUCUCACAAGCUUAAUCAUGUAAGCUCAUAUAUACAUAUAUUUAUACUGACAAACAGCAAGAUAUUUUUUAAAAAGUUUUUUAGCUUUUUUAGCACCAAAAAACCGGGAGGUUGUUUAUUUUGUUAAGUAUUUAAGUUAGACAGAUUACACUUCUAAAAUACCAUGUACUUUGUGCAACAAAUUUUCAGUUAAUGAUGGAUCCAUUAUUUGUAGUCAAUGUUUAAGUAGUUCAAGUGAUAUUGAAGACUUGAAUAUGUUUGUUACAACAGGAUUGAAUUUGUUUACAAAGAAAAGUAUUAUGGAAAUAGCAUCUUCUCAAUUGCUAAAAUCUUUUUAUUCUGGUCAAUUAUACAGUUACAGACAUAACUGGUUUAUUGCUGGUGGAGAAGAUAAAAAAAAUCUUUCUAACGGAGAUCUUCUUAGUCUUUUGUCAGAAGAUCAAUCACAUGAUCUUUUUAAUGCUUUUGUUUUAGCUUUUAACAAGUUGAAGGAUAGUGACUAUGUAUUUAAAGUUUUAAUGCCUGAAUCAAUUGUAUUUUUAUUUGCUAACGCUAGUAAUGUGUCAAGAAUAAAGGCUGAAGUAGCUCUGAGUGCUUACAUUUCUGAAAGAGAUAAAAAACGUUUCUGUAGCUCACCAGAAGCAUAUUGUACGACUGCCUCCUGUAUGGAAGCAUUUGCUUUUCCGACUAAAAAUAGGCUGUUUCUGACUUGGUCCGUACACAAAACAAACACCAGCAUUGAUGUAGUUUUGGGCUUGAGGUUGUUCGUGAGCACAAAAUCUUGUAUGUCAUCUAACAAUACCUUCUUUUGAUAGUUAUUUUUUAUUUUGCAAGAAAAAAACUUUUAUUUGAUUCAAAAGUCAAUAAGCAGACAUAGUUUAAAUAACUUUUCAAAGGCUGAAAUCAAAACAUAUGUACACAGAUAAAAAUAAUUUUUCUUUUAUGAUUUGACAUCGCUAAGAUAACAGCAAACCUAAUAUCAAUUCUAAUAGGUUUAGGACUUAAAAAAACUUUUUUUGACGUUUUGACGUCAUAUAUUAUAAAAACAACAAAACCAUACAAAGUUUAAUGUCAUAGAUACCUAGAUAGAAUGUUGCUAACCAAUCAAAAAAACUGAUUUAAAAUAAAAUAGAGCAAAAAAAUGACAAAAAAGGAAUUUUGGAAGAAUUUUUUUAAUCAUGUUAAACAAGAUAGUCAUGUUGUUGGAAAAGAUACAGCAAUUGAGCACAACUUAUACAGUUCUGGAUUGUUAGUUAUGUUGACAAGAAAAAUUCAUUUAUUGACUGCCCAGUAAUUAUUAUUUACCUGCCCAGUAAGUUUUACACUAUGACACAGAUUCUAAGUAUAUGUGGUUGCAUUGAAGGAAGUCACACACCAUCAUUCCUCCAUCAAAAGAUGAAAAUCCUUUGGCUUUGAGGACCAGAUUUGUUUACUUAUUAUGUUUACCCAAAUGGCAUGAUUCUAGGUGUUACCUCAAUCAGCAAUUUGGGAUGCUUUUGAAGUCCCUGGUGAACAAAUUUUUCCUAAAGCAGUUGUCUUAGGUGAUUAAGGCUACCCCUGCAGCAAUUGGCUCAUCACACCUUACAGUAAAAAAUACACAGUUUUUAAGUUGUUGGUUCUAAACUAAGCAUCAGUUCAAUGAUGCGUACCAAAAAACCAGACAAGUUAUAGAGUGAUGUUUUUGUGUUUUGAAAAAGCAGGUUUUACUCUUUGCAUGAACUAAUUUGAUUUUUUGAUUGAAAAAUGCUGCAAAGCAUUGUGUGUGCUUGCAAGAUUCACAACAUGUGCAAUAAAGUAAACUAAACUAAUAGAUCUAAAGUUUGUCAGUCAUUCUUCUUUGGCCAUGAGUAUUUUGAGGAAAAUUGCUAUGGAGCAUAAGCAACCACGAACUAAACUUAUCCAGAAAGUACCAACUUGUUGGAAUUCUGACUUGAGGCAAUUAAAUUACAUUAUUGAUCUAAAAAGGCGCUUGGCUAUUAUGGCAGAAAUGUCAACUAAAUAUGAAGGUCGGAUGCUCACAGUUGUAGAAAUAAUAUUAUCAUUAAAGGUAUUAUUGGAUGUCUUGAUCUAAUUGAGUAAAUUUCACAAGUUUUAAGCUCUGAAAAAGACACAACAAUCAACUUGGUGAUGCUGAAAAUUAAAAAAAAAAAGUUUUAAAUGAAAAUAAUAAUAUUACCAUUAGGUGGUCUGUCACAAGUAGAUAGAUCAGAAGAAAAUGAAAAAAGUUCAAAAAAAAUUUUAAAAUCUUUAUUAAACACCAACUUCGGCGAUGUAGCAUAACUAAAUCUGAAAAUUGUUGUAGAUAUAUCUAAGCCAGUGACCAAUGUUCUAAAUUAAACGUCUUCUUUUUUUAACGAAUAUAUUCGCAACUGCUUAUUUGCUGAGCGAUUAUUUUAUUUGUACAACGAAUAAGCAGGAACAAAUAUUUGUUUGGAAUAUUGGUAAAGCUUUUACAAGGAAUAUUGGUAAAGUUUUUACAUGUUGAACGAUUAUUAUUCAUUCAGUAAUCGUUUAAAGAAUAAAAUGAAAACGAAUGAAUAAUCUUUGAAAAACUUGUUUAUCAAAUAAUCCUCGAGCUCUGUUUUGUAUUAUUAUUCCUUUUUAUUUAUUUAUUGUAUACAUAUUUUUUUCCAUUAUCUUACUUAGGACAAGGCGCUUUAUUAGUGACUUCUAUAAAUCUCUAAAUAGUUUAUAAGAAAAAUUACUUUAAACCAACAAAAGAUUUAAAUUAAACAUACAUAUAAAACUAAAUAAAAAUAAAACAUCAAAACAGUUAGCGAACCAGCCAGAUUACCAGAUUAUUAGCGAACCAAAGAUAAACACUAUUAAGACUUACUGAAAAAAAAGUAAUCUGAUUUAUGAAAGCAUGUUAGAAAUUUGUUGAUCAAAAACUCAAAGACACUGAAAUAUUAGAAUGAAUAUGAAAACUUUAAUACUACCUUUUGAAAAACUGGGAGAAAAUCCUGGUAAAUCUGAAGUAUCUAAAUAAAAAAUUGCAGCCAU